Messenger RNA from Penicillium waksmanii, 735 nucleotides. Its product is annotated as oxidoreductase, short chain dehydrogenase/reductase family. The transcript has 4 exons. The record is from RefSeq and is a predicted model, not a curated record. The coding region runs from base 1 to 735 and encodes 244 amino acids. NCBI's taxonomy places the organism in Eukaryota, Fungi, Ascomycota, Eurotiomycetes, Eurotiales, Aspergillaceae.
AUGGCAUCAAAGGCCCUUGCAGUUAUCGCUGGCGUCGGCCCAGGCACCGGUGCAUCCAUUGCCCGACGCUUCGCCAAAGAAUAUUCAGUAGUUGUUCUAUCUCGGAAUCCCGAAAACUUCGAUCCAGUUGUGCAAGAGAUCAACAGUAAUGGCGGCCAAGCUAUCGGCAUUAGCACCGACGUCGCAGACGCAAAGAGCGUUAAUUCGGCAUUUGACCAAAUUGCGAAGAAGUUCCCAGACUCCCCUCUCGCUGCUACGAUCUUUAAUUCCGGCGGUGGUUUCGCCAGAAAGCCAUUCUUGGAACUGACAGAGGAGGAGUUCUCUCUGGGAUUUGAGGCACAGGCAAAGGGCGCAUUCUACAUCGCACAGCGUGCCCUGCCUCUAUUCCUCGAAGCGAAAGAAAAGCUAACUCACCCACCAACUUUAAUCUUCACCGGCGCCACAGCCAGCGUGAAGGGAUCAGCUAAUUUCGCAGCCUUUGCCACUGGAAAAUUUGCCCUUCGAGCAUUGGCGCAAUCACUUGCACGGGAGUUUGGACCACAGGGGAUCCAUGUCUCGCAUGCCAUCAUUGACGGUGUGAUUGAUAUCCCACGCACCAAGGCCUGGGUUUUCGAGCAUGAAGAUGCCAAGUUGAGUCCUGAUGCUAUUGCGGAUUCGUAUUGGCACUUGCAUACUCAGCCGCGGACGACCUUUGCAUUCGAGCUGGAUCUGCGGCCAUAUAUUGAGAAGUGGUAA